Molecule: messenger RNA, 4924 nt
Organism: Phaedon cochleariae (mustard beetle)
Lineage: Eukaryota; Metazoa; Arthropoda; Insecta; Coleoptera; Chrysomelidae
Source: the annotation of a GenBank genome assembly
GAGCUCCACAUCCGAGCUUCUAAGAAUAUCAGAAGCCAGUUUUCUUAAACAGCAGAUAGCAUAUAAAAGUGAUAAGUACCACCAGAUAAUUCCGAAAGAUUCACGAGAUCGUCUAGAAUGUCCGCAAUAUGUCAACGUUUUUUUCUAUCAGUCAACAAAUAAAAUUGAGACAGAUUGAACGAAUCAAGUACCUCAAACAGCUCGUGAAGGUUCAUUGAAAGAUAUUUUUUUCACAUAGAAGAACAUAGUCAAAAUGCCAGUGAUAUCUGUGGACAGGUUGCCCCUGCCCAACCUGAAAGCUUAUUCUUGUGUUAGCGUUUUAGCCCUAUCUGCUUGUGUAUACUAUGCCAUUCAGGCAAUCAAAGAACCUAAUUGGAACACCAUGUCAGAUACAGGUAGAAGAGCUACCCCAAAUGAUUUUGAGAGGUACAAUCCAGGGUACAAUGGUACAGAAGCUGAUGCAAGAACUGUUGGACAGUUUGUAUCUGAUAUUUUUACUGUAAUGAUUCGAGAACCUGUGUGUGUUUGGACGAUGAUCAACAUGGCGUUCUGCUGGCUCAUCCUGUUGGGCCGCGCCGUCCAGAAGCUGGUAUUCGGCGAGCUGAGAGUGUCUGAGCACCAGCAGCUCAGAGACAAGUUCUGGAACUUCGUCUUCUACAAAUUCAUCUUCGUCUUCGGCAUCAUCAACGUCCAGUACAUCGACGAGGUGCUGCUGUGGUGCUCGUGGUUCUCCUUGCUCGGCUUUUUGCAUCUCCUCUCGCAGCUCAGCAAAGACAGAUUCGAAUAUUUAUCCUUUUCGCCUAGAACACCAUUUUGGAGCCAUGUGAAGCUGAUGGCUCUGCUAGCUACAAUAUUUGCACUGUCUGGCUUCAUGUUUGUGGUUUCCAUAUUCGUGGGAUUCUUUGGUGGAUUCAAUACGUUCGCCUUUAUGUCUGCUGAGGUCAUUCUGCUGUCCAUCCGCACGCUCCACAUCAUCAUCCGCUACGCCCUCCACCUCUACGACAUCCGCAACGAGGCCUCUGCCCCCCUCAACUCCGCCGAGGAGAGCAAGGUGUGGGAGAAGAGGGGCCCCAUCUCCUACUAUGCGGAGCUCUGCUUCGAUCUCACCGCGCUGCUCAUCGAUCUCGUCCAUCAUUUGCACAUGCUGCUGUGGAGCAACAUCUUUCUGUCCAUGGCCAGCUUGGUGGUCUGCAUGCAGUUGAGGUACACAGGGUACCUGUUCCACGAGAUCCAGAGGAAGUACAAAAAGCACAGGAACUAUCUAUGGGUGCGUAACCAUCUGGAGCAAAACUAUCCGAUGGCGACUGGUAAGGAACUGCAGGAGAACUCUGAUAAUUGCGCCAUCUGCUGGGAGAAGAUGGACUCUGCCAGGAAGUUGCCGUGUUUGCAUCUUUUCCACAAUACCUGUCUGUUGUCUUGGUUGGAACAAGAUACGUCUUGUCCUACAUGCAGACUUGUUUUGGACAUUCAGAAUCCAUCCUCUGCUAAUAUGGAGUCCCCAGAAUUGCAGAACGAUCCACAAGAGAACGUGAGACGACCUUUCAACCACUUUUUCCACUUCGAUGGUUCCCGAUAUGUGUCAUGGUUGCCAAGUUUUUCUGUCGAAGUCAGUCAUGUCCAAGCUAUACGUCAAAAUCACAUCGCAGCUUCUAAUUCACAACUGGAUGCAAUGGCAAGACAGGUCCAGACCCUGUUUCCGCACAUCCCGCUCUCCACCGCCGUCGAAGACCUGCGUUCGACGCGCUCCGUCGAGCUGACCGUCGAGAACGUGCUCGAGGGACGGCUGACGGCGCCUGUCAUCUUCAGGGAGACGGAGCGCGAGCCGUCGACCAAUCACAGGCCGAUGUCGGUGCUGCAAGGGGACGUGGAACCGGCGGGGGCGGCGAGGAAUUGGGACGAAUUCAGCACCGAGAACGUCGAAUGCGAGGACACUGCGUCUUUGGGUAGCCGCUUCUCGAAAUCGUCGUCGGAGCGCGAAAAAAUCCUCCAAAAAAGAAAGGAGCACUUGGUCCACCAGGCGAGAAGGCGGUACAUCGAAAAGCAACGGGCCUCCACCAGAACCGAACUCCAGAGUUGAAGAGACGAAGGGGAGAGUAAGAAAUGACACUUGUUAUUAGUCGCCAGACUUCGUGAAUUUUUUCCACAUCGCCCGUAUCCUAAUAGCUUAACGGAGCCGAGAUUAGGAAGAGCCAUGCGUCUCUUGUAAAUAUUUUAUUUUUUAUUCUUAGAGAGCGCGCGAGGUGGAUGCGUAUUUUGAUGGGAGACUUGGUGGAGCACUUUGGGAUAAGUGCGUGAGCUCAAUUGAACGAUAUCAUAUAUUUUUUACCAGCUUAUAGUCGCCAAAUCCGUAGUUUUAGCCCCAUGUAUAUAAACCUUUUCCCUUGUAGCUUACCACAAUAAAUGCAAUUUAUUUCAGUGGUGCUACUCAUACUCCAAGAAUUUCUAUUUUAUUUUUCUUCUAUGUAUGGUGUAUCCUUUUUUGAACAGCUCUACCCUGAUAUUUUCUUGUACGUGGACUGAUUUCAGCAAUUCCAACAGCUAUGAUUUAUUAAUGAAGUGAAGACAUUGUUCAAAUGCAAAACACACAGUGUCCCAUUUGAAUGUUUUAUUUUUUUCACUAAUGUGAAAUACUAGGGUUGUGCUAUUCAUAUUGGGACACCCUGUACAUAUAAGAUUUCGGCGUACUGAACUUUAUAAAGGAUCUCAUUGUUCACUCUAGCAAAACCUUCAUAGGCUUACUGUUUUACUUAAAUCACUUGGUACUUUUAUUUAGAAUUAUUAUUCCAUAUGAUAUUGAGGGCACUUAGUAUAUUUCAUCCUCACAGACUACUUAAUACCGAGUUGCCUGAAAAAACUUUAAUACCGUCCUUUACCAACCCUAUAUAAGUUUUUACUAUUUAAUUUACUUAAUUUGCACUUUUUUAUCCCUACCAUAAAUACUGCUAGAUCUCAUAACUAAGAGAUCCAGAAUGAACAGAGUUGCCCCAAUUGUCAGCAGGAGCGAGACAGUACUGUUUCGACCCACCAGGUCUCAUCAGCCGCUCUCGGUCUGCUGAUAACUGGGACAACUCUACGCUUCGGGUAUAUCACCCAUUUCGAAGACGCAGGGUAUAACAUGAAGUUGUAGUCAUGUUGUAGCCAUCUUGUGGCAAAGCUCUGAGGUAGGAUACAGAGAUAUCGCGACAUACACUGUAUGGCGCUGCCAUCUAUAGUCACACGUACAGACCCCUACGUCUAUACGCUACAGAGUGGUACUACAACUAAAUCACUCUGCUGAAAGAUGGCACUCAUGGUAGUGAGUGUCGCGCAAUGAACUCAAUACAACUGGAAGGGACCCACUGUGAACGACGAGUGAGGCAAAAAUAUUUUUCAGGCAACCCGCAGUGUUUACGGAUACCUAUCUCUCUCUAUCUUGUGUUGGUUAAUGGGAAGCGUUCGCAUAAUUUGAAAUAUUUUCUCGUUUUUUGCUUCUAUUUAAAAGUAAACGUGAUUAAAUAAAAAUAUCCAUUUAGGAAAAAGGAUAAUGUUGUAAUCAAUUAUCAUUAAAAAAUUAUUACUGAUUUUUUUAUUGACUUUGAAAUGAAAUUUCAAUCUCACUCUCACAAGAUCAGGAAGUCAAAUGAAUACAAAAUUGAAAUUAUAUAUUUUUAUUCAAAUGUCACAAUAUAUUGUACAGGGUGAGCGAAGCACAAUGUCUCAGAACUAUCAGAAGGAAAAGAAAAACGAUAGGAAAAAUUUGAAAAGAGGUUCUUGAAUGGUAUUGAGUGCAUUUUGAGCAUAAUUUCCAUAGGUUCCUAUUCCUUCUUCCUACUUCUGUCAUAUUUGAAAUUUUUAGGUCUCUCCUUAUUACGUUUUGUCUCAGUGUCUUCACUUUCCUCCUCAAUACAAUAUAUUUUAUUGAUAAACCUCGAAACUUGGGAGCUGGAAGUGGUAGGCAAGUCAAAGUCAAUAAAAUGGGAAACUUCUUCCUUCGGACCUAAGUUAUGAGCGUCCAUAUAGAUGCAUCCUGAAAACAAAUUACUAUAUAGCUAGUUUUUUUAUUAUUUUAAUGAGGUGAAAACAUACUUUUUUUCAUUAUCAAUCAACUAGGUACCUAUGAGUUUUCUUAUUUUCCUGGGGGAAUCAGCAUUUUUUGGUAACAAAUGCUGAGGAAAUAAAAAAUAUACUGGGUACAGCAUCUGCUUUCAAAAACCUAGCAGUACCUGGUAUGCCUAAAUAAUCUGUUGGCAGGAAAUGCUCCCCACAAAGCUUGCUGCUUCUAUUUGGAGUCCAAUUCUCUCUACGAACUACCUUUAUCCAUAAUUCGAGAAUGUCUGGUCUUUUGAAUGGAAAGCUGCAACAAAUAAUAUUACUCAAUAUCAAUAUGGAAGUAUUUAACUUUGACAAAUAAUAUAGGUAUAGUUUUUGAACAUAUUCUGAGACUGGGAACAUUGUAUACCUAACUGGAUGAUCAUUUCAAGAACUAGGUAUAUUUUUCAAAAAUCUGAGAACAAUAUUCAACUCACCCAUGGAAUGCCCAUUCCCGUUUGUUUUGUUCGUUCUUGCAUCCAAAGGCGACACAAUAAAUCACCAUUGUUUAUCAAUAUUAAUCACAAACCUUCUCAACAAUCAGUUCAGUGUUCACAACAACAAAUUCAGUCCUUUUGAUACAACAAAUCACGCCAAAUGAAUAGAUAUUUCACCUCGUAUUUUGCAUAAACGAAGACAAUGAACUUAUGUCUUCACUUUCUUGCCUGUGUAGAUGAGAGAAAAAAUUCCUAGCUACUUUAAUUAUUAGAUAAAAGAAAAUUUAUACACCAAUCCACCAUUAAACAACACGAGUUGGAAGAGGACAGGUAUCCGUAAAUCAUGCUAUCUCUGUUGCAGCUGCCCCUGACACACUUUGUGCUAUUCGAGAGAGCGGGCGUAUCCCUUCCAGUUGUAU